Molecule: messenger RNA, 5983 nt
Organism: Myripristis murdjan (pinecone soldierfish)
Lineage: Eukaryota; Metazoa; Chordata; Actinopteri; Holocentriformes; Holocentridae
Product: myosin-7-like
Exons: 39
Coding region: 78-5900 (1940 amino acids)
Biological process (GO): adult heart development; sarcomere organization; cardiac muscle contraction
Cellular component (GO): myosin II complex; myosin filament; cytoplasm
Molecular function (GO): microfilament motor activity; ATP binding; actin filament binding
Source: RefSeq, a predicted model, not a curated record
UUCACUUGACAACCAAAGGUUGACAGUCAAAGCACAGAGUCUGGUCUCCUGUGGAGUGCAACACCACGGGUUGAAAAAUGGGUGACGCUGCCAUGGCAGAGUUUGGGGCUGCUGCUUCUUAUCUGAGGAAGUCAGACAAGGAGCGUCUGGAGGCCCAGACUCGCCCCUUUGACAUGAAGAAGGAAUGCUUCGUUCCUGACCCUGAAGUUGAAUACGUCAAGGCUUCCAUUGUCAGUCGUGACGGUGACAAAGUCACUGCUGAAACUGAAUUUGGAAAGACUGUGACAGUGAAGGAGAGUGAUGUCCACCCUCAGAACCCACCAAAGUUUGAUAAAAUUGAAGACAUGGCAAUGUUCACCUUCCUCCAUGAGCCUGCUGUGUUGUUUAACCUCAAAGAGCGUUACGCAGCAUGGAUGAUCUAUACCUACUCUGGGCUCUUCUGUGUGACUGUCAACCCCUACAAGUGGCUGCCAGUCUAUAACCAAGAAGUGGUUAUUGCCUACAGAGGAAAGAAGAGGAGUGAAGCUCCUCCUCACAUCUUCUCCAUCUCGGACAACGCCUAUCAGUACAUGUUGUCAGACAGGGAAAACCAGUCUAUCCUGAUCACCGGAGAAUCUGGUGCUGGGAAGACUGUCAACACCAAGCGUGUGAUUCAAUACUUUGCCAGCAUUGCCGCUGUGCCAAGUGGGAAGAAAGACGCAGCUGCUGAGAAGAAGGGUACCCUGGAAGAUCAAAUCAUUCAGGCUAACCCAGCUUUGGAGGCCUUUGGCAAUGCCAAGACCAUCAGGAAUGACAACUCCUCUAGAUUUGGUAAAUUCAUCAGAAUUCAUUUUGAUAACCGAGGAAAGCUGGCCUCUGCUGAUAUUGAGACUUAUCUUCUGGAAAAGUCUCGUGUGACCUACCAGCUCAAAGCUGAGAGGGACUAUCACAUUUUCUACCAGAUCUUGUCUCAGAGAAAGCCUGAACUUAUAGAAAUGUUGCUUAUCACCAACAACCCUUAUGACUACGCCUUCAUCUCCCAAGGAGAGACGACAGUAGCCUCAAUCAAUGAUGCUGAAGAACUUAUGGCCACUGAUGAAGCUUUUGAUGUGCUGGGUUUCACUCAAGAAGAGAAGAACUCUAUUUACAAGUUGACUGGUGCCAUCAUGCACUACGGAAACAUGAAAUUCAAGCAAAAGCAGCGAGAAGAGCAGGCAGAGGCUGAUGGCACUGAAGAUGCUGACAAAGUUGCAUAUCUGAUGGGCCUGAACUCUGCUGACCUCAUCAAGGGUCUCUGUCACCCAAGAGUGAAAGUUGGAAACGAGUGGGUCACCAAGGGACAAAAUGUUGCCCAGGUGUAUUAUGCUGUUGGGGCACUGUCUAAGUCAGUGUAUGAGAAAAUGUUCCUAUGGAUGGUGGUAAGGAUCAACCAGUCGCUCGACACCAAGCAGCCUCGCCAGUACUUCAUUGGUGUACUGGACAUUGCUGGAUUUGAGAUCUUUGAUUUCAACACCUUUGAGCAGCUCUGCAUCAACUUCACCAAUGAAAAACUGCAACAGUUUUUCAACCACCACAUGUUUGUGCUGGAGCAGGAAGAAUACAAGAAAGAGGGCAUUGAAUGGGAGUUCAUUGACUUUGGCAUGGAUUUGCAGGCUUGUAUUGACCUGAUUGAAAAGCCCAUGGGUAUCAUGUCCAUCCUUGAAGAGGAGUGCAUGUUCCCCAAGGCCAGUGAUACCACCUUUAAAGCUAAGCUUUAUGACAACCACCUGGGGAAAUCUGCCAACUUCCAAAAACCCAGGAUUGUUAAAGGGAAACCAGAAGCUCAUUUCUCCUUGGUCCAUUACGCUGGUACUGUUGAUUACAAUAUCAACAACUGGCUGGUGAAGAAUAAAGACCCCCUGAAUGAAACAGUGGUUGGCCUUUUCCAGAAGUCAAAUCUUAAACUCUUGGGCAUCCUCUUUGCAGGUUAUGCAGGAGCUGAUUCUGCUCAAGAGUCUGGUGGCAAAGGCAAAGGUGGCAGUAAGAAGAAAGGCUCCUCCUUCCAAACUGUUUCUGCACUGCACAGGGAGAACCUCAACAAGCUGAUGACCAACUUGAGGUCUACUCACCCUCACUUUGUACGCUGCAUCAUCCCCAAUGAGACCAAGACUCCUGGGGCCAUGGAGAACCCUCUGGUGAUGCACCAGCUGCGCUGUAACGGUGUGCUGGAAGGCAUCAGGAUCUGUAGGAAGGGCUUCCCCAACAGGAUCCUCUAUGGAGAUUUCAAACAGAGAUACAGAAUUCUGAACCCCAAUGCCAUUCCUGAGGGACAAUUCAUUGACAACAAGAAGGCUUCAGAGAAGCUGUUGGGUUCUCUGGACAUUGACCACAACCAAUACAAACUGGGGCAUACCAAGGUAUUCUUCAAAGCUGGGCUGUUGGGUCUGCUAGAGGAGAUGCGAGAUGACCGACUGGCACUAAUUAUCACUGCUAUCCAGGCAAGGUCACGAGGUCUUCUGGCAAGAGUUGAAUUCCAGAAGAUUGUAGAACGCAGGGAUGCAUUGUUGGUUAUCCAGUGGAACAUCCGUGCCUUCAUGGGAGUCAAGAAUUGGCCCUGGAUGAAGAUGUACUUCAAGAUCAAACCUCUGCUGAAGUCAGCAGAGACUGAGAAGGAGAUGGCCAACAUGAAGGAGGAGUUUACCAAACUGAAAGAGGCUUAUGCAAAAUCUGAAGCCCGCAGGAAAGAACUAGAGGAAAAAAUGGUCACCCUUCUCCAAGAGAAGAAUGACCUGCAACUCCAAGUUCAGGCUGAGCAAGAUAAUCUCUGUGAUGCUGAAGAAAGAUGUGAGGGGCUGAUCAAGAGUAAAAUUCAGCUGGAGGCAAAAGCCAAAGAGCUGACAGAAAGACUUGAAGAUGAAGAGGAGAUGAAUGCUGAACUGACUGCUAAGAAAAGGAAGCUGGAAGAUGAGUGCUCUGAGUUGAAAAAAGACAUUGAUGAUUUGGAGCUAAGUCUUGCCAAGGUGGAAAAAGAGAAGCACGCCACUGAGAACAAGGUAAAAAACCUGACUGAGGAGAUGGCUGCUCUGGAUGAAAUCAUUGCCAAGCUGACCAAGGAGAAGAAAGCCCUACAGGAAGCUCAUCAGCAAACGCUGGAUGACCUGCAGAGUGAGGAGGACAAAGUCAACACUCUGACCAAGGCCAAGGCUAAGCUGGAGCAGCAAGUGGAUGAUCUUGAAGGGUCCCUUGAGCAAGAGAAGAAAGUCCGUAUGGAUCUUGAGAGAGCAAAGAGGAAGCUUGAGGGAGACUUAAAGUUGGCCCAAGAGAGUAUCAUGGAUCUGGAAAAUGACAAGCAGCAACUUGAAGAGAGGCUGAAGAAGAAGGACUUUGAAAUCAGUCAGCUCAGUGGCAAAAUUGAGGAUGAACAGGCAGUGAGUGCCCAACUCCAGAAAAAACUGAAGGAGUUACAGGCUCGUAUUGAGGAGCUGGAGGAAGAGCUUGAAGCAGAGCGAGCUGCCCGAGCCAAAGUAGAAAAGAUGAGAGCAGACUUGGCCAGGGAGCUGGAGGAGAUCAGUGAGAGGCUGGAGGAGGCUGGUGGGGCAACAGCUGCCCAGAUUGAGAUGAACAAGAAGAGGGAGGUCGAGUUCCAGAAACUCCGCAGAGACCUUGAAGAGGCCACUCUGCAACAUGAAUCCACCGCUGCCACACUCAGGAAGAAACAAGCAGACAGUGUUGCUGACCUGGGGGAGCAGAUUGACAACCUACAGAGAGUCAAGCAGAAACUGGAGAAGGAGAAGAGUGAGCUCAGACUGGAACUGGAUGAUGUGGUCUCCAAUAUGGAGCAGACUGUGAAGGCAAAGAAUAACCUGGAGAAAAUGUGCAGGACUCUGGAAGACCAAAUGAAUGAAUACAAAGCCAAGGCUGAGGAGGGGCAACGUACCAUCAAUGACUUCACCAUGCAGAAAGCAAAGCUCCAAACUGAGAAUGGUGAACUUUCACGGCAGCUUGAAGAAAAGGACUCUCUGGUGUCUCAACUCACCAGAGGAAAACAGUCCUACACUCAACAGAUCGAAGACCUCAAAAGACAACUGGAGGAGGAAAUCAAGGCCAAGAACGCACUGGCACAUGCAGUUCAGUCUGCUCGUCAUGACUGUGACCUGCUGAGGGAGCAGUAUGAGGAGGAGCAGGAGGCCAAGGCUGAACUUCAACGUGGCAUGUCCAAGGCCAACUCUGAGGUGGCUCAGUGGAGAACCAAGUAUGAAACUGAUGCCAUCCAGAGGACCGAGGAGCUGGAGGAGGCCAAAAAGAAGCUGGCUCAGCGUCUGCAGGACGCUGAGGAAGCUGUGGAAGCAGUGAAUGCUAAAUGUUCCUCUCUGGAGAAGACCAAACAUAGACUGCUGAAUGAGAUUGAAGAUCUCAUGGUGGAUGUGGAGAGGUCUAAUGCUGCUGCUGCUGCCCUGGACAAGAAGCAAAGGAACUUUGACAAGGUCUUGGCAGAGUGGAAGCAGAAAUAUGAGGAAUCUCAAACAGAGUUAGAGAGCGCCCAGAAAGAAGCCAGGUCUCUGAGCACAGAGCUCUUCAAAUUGAAGAACUCCUAUGAGGAGUCUCUGGACCAUCUGGAGACCAUGAAGAGAGAGAACAAGAAUCUACAAGAGGAAAUAUCUGACCUCACUGAGCAAAUUGGCGAGGGUGGGAAGAGUAUACAUGAGCUUGAGAAGAUUAGAAAGCAGCUGGAGCAAGAGAAGUCAGAGAUUCAAGCAGCUCUGGAGGAAGCAGAGGCCACGCUGGAACAUGAGGAAGGGAAGAUUCUCAGAGCCCAGCUAGAGUUCAAUCAAGUGAAGGCUGAUAUCGAACGCAAGCUGUCUGAGAAAGAUGAAGAAAUGGAGCAAGCAAAAAGAAACCAACAAAGAGUUGUGGAUACUCUGCAGAGCUCUCUUGAGGCAGAGACUCGCAGCAGGAAUGAAGCUCUCCGUCUGAAGAAGAAGAUGGAGGGAGACCUCAAUGAGAUGGAGAUCCAGCUAAGCCAAGCCAACAGGCAGGCAGCUGAGGCCCAGAAACAACUCAAGUCUAUUCAUUCACAUCUAAAGGAUGCUCAACUUCAACUUGAUGAUUCUCUUCGCGCAAAUGAGGAUAUGAAGGAAAACAUUGCUAUUGUUGAGAGACGAAACAACCUCCUUCAGGCUGAACUGGAGGAGCUGAGGUCAGCUGUAGAGCAAACUGAGAGAGCUCGCAAACUUGCAGAACAAGAGCUACUGGAUGUCAGUGAGAGGGUGCAGCUGCUGCAUUCUCAGAAUACCAGUCUGCUAAACCAGAAGAAAAAGCUGGAGGCCGAUACAUCCCAGCUUCAAACAGAGGUGGAGGAGGCUGUGCAGGAGUGCAGAAAUGCUGAAGAAAAGGCCAAGAAAGCCAUCACUGAUGCUGCCAUGAUGGCAGAGGAGUUGAAGAAAGAGCAGGAUACCAGCGCUCAUCUGGAGCGUAUGAAGAAGAACAUGGAGCAAACUAUCAAGGACCUGCAACAUCGCCUGGAUGAAGCUGAACAGAUUGCCAUGAAGGGGGGCAAGAAGCAGGUGCAGAAGCUUGAGGCCAGGGUAAAGGAACUGGAAAAUGAAGUUGAAGCUGAACAGAGAAAGGCCAGCGAAUCUGUCAAGGGUAUACGCAAAUAUGAGAGACGUAUCAAAGAGCUGACCUACCAGACUGAGGAGGAUCGUAAGAAUCUGGCCCGCCUGCAAGAUCUGGUGGAUAAGUUGCAGCUGAAGGUCAAAUCCUACAAGAAAGCUGCUGAGGUGGCUGAGGAACAGGCCAACACUAAUCUUACCAAGUUCCGUAAGCUGCAGCAUGAGCUGGAUGAGGCUGAGGAACGAGCUGACAUUGCUGAGUCUCAGGUCAACAAGCUACGUGUCAAGAGCCGUGAUAUGGGGUCCAAGAAAGGGCACGACGAGGAGUGAAGCUCAAUGAAUACUUGUCACUGAGGCACCUGUUGCCUGAGUAAUGGUGUCUCCCUAAGCAUGCCUGUUGUUCAGUAGAAUAA